UCAUCAGUAUUGUUGUCAUCAUGCCGGGUGGACGGGGAGCGCCGCGCCUGCUGCUGCUGCUGCUGUUGGUGGCGGCGCUGGGGACGCGCUGCCAGGGGAGUGACCUGUUGGGCUGCGGCGGAUACGUCAGGAGCGACGUGGACAUUAACUACGCACAAGUUGGAGUCAAGCUGUACACCAAGCAGGGGAACCUUAAGUACGAGACUGAGUGUGCCCCAAACAAUGGCUAUUACUUCAUGCCUCUCUAUGACAAGGGGCAGUACAUCAUAAAGGUGUCUCCUCCCUCGGGCUGGAGCUUUGACCCUGAGGAAGUGUCUGUGAAGGUUGACGGGGAGACAGACGCAUGCAGCCUGGGCAAGGACAUCAACUUCCACUUCAAGGGAUUUGCUGUGAUAGGCAAGGUUGUGAGCAUUGGCAGCACCUCUGGGCCCGAGGGUGUCAGUGUCUCCCUGUACCGUGGUGACGCUCUCAUCCAGUCCACGCAGACCUCCAGUGAUGGGUCCUACGUGUUCACACCACUCUCCUCGGGCACAUACACGGUGCUGGCCUCGCACCCCACGUGGAGCCUCAGCAAGGACAAGGUGACAGUAGAGGUUGCAGAUGAGAACGGUGAUGCCGGCGCCUCCAUUGUGGUGGGCGGCUACUCCCUCUCUGGCUCUGUCAUUACUGACGGACAGCCGACCUCGGGGGUCAACUUUGUCCUCCACGCACAAGACAGCUUGGUGGCACAGCCAGCCUGCACGUCUGGGAGUCCUGCCGGCUACGAGAACACUGUGGCCCUGCCAGCUGUUUGUUACAUGGUUUCUGAUGUUAGUGGCUCCUUCUCCUUCGGCCUGGUCCCCCCCGGCACCUACACCCUCGCCCCGUACUUCCACUCCCCCACCACCAAGUAUGAGGUCACACCAAGCAAGGUGGAAGUCACUGUUGGCCACAAUGAUGUCCUCCUGCAGCAGCCAUUCAAGGUGGAAGGGUUCAGCAUGAGCGGCCGAGUGACCAAGAGCGCCGGCGGCCAGGUGGUGGCGGGUGCCCGGGUGGUUCUGGACCGGGGGAGGGCGACUGUCACCGAUGAGGACGGACUCUACUACUUUGAGAACAUUCAGUCUGGGAAGCACAAAAUCAAAGUCACGGCAGACAAGUAUGAGUUUGAUGAGACAGUUGUGAGCAUCAGCCCCAAACAGCCCGUGGUGGCCGACCUCUCCCCUGUCAAGUAUGAAGUGUGUUUCUCUGUGUCCGUCGAGAAGACAGCCUCACACAGCGGCCCCUGGACCAUCAAGAUAACAAGCGUAGGCAGCGCCGCACAAAGCCUGCAGACGGACACAGGUGGCCGGGGUUGUGUCUACCUCACGCGUGGCUCCUACUCGGCCUCGGUCAAGCUUUCACAGGCAGCAGAUGAGGCGGGCAUGAGGUUUGGGCCUCUGGAGCACCUGUUUACAGUCACCUCAGAGCCAAUAGAGGACCUGGCUUUCUCCCAGUUCUUGGGCGAGAUAUCCGGCCAAGUGACCUGCCUGGAAAAGUGCCCCAGUCUGAUGGUGAGCCUCCAGCCGUCCCAGGGCAGGUCCGGCACCCCCCGCAGCGUCACGGCCAAGGACGGAAGGUUCUCCAUCACCGAUGUGGUGCCCGGCUCUUACCUCCUCAGCGUGCAGAAGGAUGACUGGUGCUGGCGGCUCAAGACCAUCCCGGUAACGGUCAACACACACAACGUUGAGGUGUCCCUGGAGCAGGUGGGCUACCAGCUGACGCUCGCCUCCUCCCAUGAAACCACCCUCAGCUACUCCACGGAUGCCGGGGCUGCAGGAACCAUCAUCGCACAGAAGGGCAGCACGCUGGUGUGCAUGUCGGCCCCCGGCCUGUACGUCCUCACACCGGUGGGGUGCCACAAGUUUGGGUCGGCUCAGGUCCAGUGGAACACGUCGUCACCACACCUGGUCACUCUUUCGGCCACCAAACAUCAGCUGACCGGUGCCGUGCGGGCCACUGAGGUGGCUCCCUUCACUGUCGAGGUGCAGUCCAGUGGCAGCAAGACCGUCCUGGGGCCACUCAACCCCUCCCCCGAGGACCCGCACCUGUACGUGUUUGAGCUGUGGGUGCGUGAUGGGGAGACCAUCACCCUCACUCCCGGCUCCCCCACCAACCUGUACCAGUAUGAGCCAGCCUCCCACACUCUCACCAUGCCAGGCGAUUGCGUCCUCAACACGGUCACCUUUGAGGCCGAGCGAGCGCUCUUCAUCCAUGGCAGGAUUGUUCCGCCCAUUGCCGACGUGACCAUCACAGUGGAGGGCGAUGGCAAGGCCUACACCUACACCUCAGACUCAGGUGGUAAGUACGUUGCGGGGCCGUUGGACAACUCCGUCCAGUACUCCGUUAGUGCAGAGAAGCGGGGCUACGUCAUGAACGCCCUCGCUGAGAAGGGACACUUUGAGGCGUACAAGCUGGCAGAGAUUGUGGUGGAAGUGAAAGACGAGAACGGGGCCGCCCUGCCAGGGGUGCUGCUGUCCAUGUCAGGAGGAAAGAGUUACCGGCAGAACAGUCUGACGGAAAGUGACGGAUCCAUUGGCUUCCUCUCCCUGACCCCCGGUGACUACUUCCUGCGGCCCAUGAUGAAGGAGUACAUGUUUGAGCCGGCCUCCAAGAUGGUCACCGUGGAUGAGGGCGCAACCAUUGUCAUCAAAAUCAGUGGGUUGCGUGUUGCCUACAGUGUUUACGGCCACACAGUGUCUCUGAGUGGUGAGCCGGAGACUGAGGUGGUAGUGGAGGCAGUGGGACAGGGGCCAGAGUGUGACCAGUACCAGGAAGAGGCCGUGUCAGAUGCCCAAGGCAGCUUCAGGAUCAGAGGACUCUACCCCAAGUGCCAGUAUGAGUUGAGACUGAAGAAGGGCAGCGGCAUCAACCAGCAUGUGCAGCGGACUCUUCCCUCGAUGCGCCUGGUCCUCGCCGACAACAAGGACGUGCGUGACCUGCGACUCAUCGUGCUGCGGCCGUUCAACCAGAUGGAUGUGGCCGCCAAGGUGGACACGGACCCCCAACACCUGGCCUCCCUUGUGGCCCAGCUGUACCGUGAGGACCUUCCAGACUCCCCCCUGCAGACCAUCAAGCUCGGCCUGCACCCGUACUUCAUGCUGCCGCCCAUGACUGCUGACAGACGCACGUACUUCCUGCGUCUGGAGUCCAAUCUGCCGACCUCCCAGUACCAGUAUUCAACGUCAGAAGUCACCUUUGUGGCCGACGCUGCCUUCAAGCACCUAAACCUGAGCUUCAAGCCAACUCUGAGAAGUGUGGAUGCUGAAAUGAACCAAGGAACUGUUGUUGGAUUUGCAAUUGCAAUUAUGUUGGUCACUGUAGCCUUCAAUUAUGACAAGAUGGGGUCUCUGAUUGAGAAGCUGUCCCAGGUGGCAGCGGCCAUCACUGCCCCGCGUGCCGUGCAGAAGGCUACCUCGUCUGCCUCAGAAAUGCCUCCCUCAGAAUCGGGGCGGAAGAGAGUCAAGUCCAGGAAGGUUUGACCAACAUGGUGUUAAGGUUAAUUUUGUUUGUUUCAGUGCAAAUUUAUUUAUCUUUCUUAUUUGAGAUUUUUACUUGAUCAUGAGAGGUAAGUUAUGUAAUCAUGCAAAAGUCAAAUUUUCUAUUGAUUUAUAAGUCUUAAGUAUAGGGUAGUGCUAUUUGAAUCGUUUGUGUGGUACAAGGCAGAAUUAUUUCCUGUAGUCCCCCUUCUUAAAUAUUCCCUUGCCCAGGCUCCUCUACAAACUCUUGGUAGGCCAGGUUACAAGAGACAACUCUUAUGUGAGUAUGUACUGUUUACAGGUAGCACAAUAUUUUGAAUUGCCAGUGAGAAGUCUGUAAAUGGUACAAUUGUUAACUGUUUGUUACAAGUUGAUGGGUUCUAUUGAGUGUUGUUCUACAUCACAUGCCUUGAUGUCCACCUACACUGGAUGAACAUGGCCUAGGGUGUCCCACACAGCCUGACACACCAGAACACUUCCUGCUCCAGUGCCCACAAUUACACUUCCUCUGCAUUAUCCUCAAAGCAUCCAUGACCAAAUUCAACAUCCACAUACCAAUUCUAGUGGACUUGCUGAGGAGCAACUCCCUCAGCCCCAACACUGUCUUCCAAGUCUUCAAGUGCACAACAACCUUAGUUCCUACAGAAGUCAUGUCAACUUGACGGGAUCUACCCUGGAGGCACAUCACCUCAACACCAGUCACAAGGAACUUACGCUGUUGGGGCUUUAGAGGUAGUGGUUCCAUGGCCUCACCAACCCCUAAAACACUGAUGAAGAAUUUAUUUUUAGUAAAGCUUUGCGUUUGUGUGAUGCCUGCAGCAAGUGAAGACCAGUCGUGGUCUUGUGUAAAUGGUCCCUUGAGCUGCACACACUCUGGUCCCAAAGAGCAUGAGAUCAAUUAGUGUAAUUCUUGAGUAGUUCAAGCUGUAUAAUUUUUCCUAAAAAUAUGAGGCGUCCAGUGGCAGAAGGCCAUGUUGACCAAUUUAGGGAAAAUGGGAUAUCAAUGGAUUCUUCCUCAGUAUAAUUGACUCUACCAUAUGUGAUGAAAUUCCAAAUGAUUCUGACAUUUACUUCCCAUGAAAAUGAAGCUUAGGGUUAAGUGAUUUUGACAGCUGAUAUUGCCCUCCAGGAACCUGCUAUCCUUGGCAAAAGGGUGACCCGACAAGACAACAGCUAUUUAGUGUUAUUAGUGUAUUUAGUGUUUCCAUCUGCCAGCUCGGCCAGCCACAUGCUGCUUUGCUAUUUAGUGUUUCCAUCUGCCACUUCAGACAACCACAGGCUGCCUUGCUAUUUAGCGUUUCCAUCUUCCACUUUAGCCAACCACAGGCUGCCUUGCUAUUUAUAGCAGUAUCAUCCUUGAUGUAAAUCAGACGGCAGAGGCCACAUGUAUCUGUUGGCGUGAAUGAAUAUGCUGUAAGCUCGUGUCCAAGUUCUCAUGCUGUUUAGGACCCCACUGUACAGAUGCACAAAGUUGAGAAUGUGACCAAUUGUUCAUCUACUUUGUUCAUGGUCAUUUAAGAUGUUCAUGGUCAUUUAAGACAUUUCCUAAGUUGUACCUAUCCUUUGCUGCACAAAGUUAAUAUAAAUUAUUGUAAAAUAAAGUUCCUUUGAAUUA
This is a messenger RNA of Eriocheir sinensis (Chinese mitten crab), 5109 nucleotides long. RefSeq names its product nodal modulator 1-like. Gene Ontology annotation, molecular function: carbohydrate binding. The record is from RefSeq and is a predicted model, not a curated record. Lineage: Eukaryota; Metazoa; Arthropoda; Malacostraca; Decapoda; Varunidae. Gene Ontology annotation, cellular component: endoplasmic reticulum membrane. The transcript has 12 exons. Bases 21 to 3497 code for a protein of 1158 amino acids.